AUGGGCUGGUUAGCGCCGCGGCUCGGCGUGACGCGGCUGUACACUCUCGGCCUGCUGGUGGCCGGAGUCACCACGGUCGCGUUCGGUCUACUCACCUACGUGGAGACGCCGGCAGCGUUUCUGGCCUGGUCUCUGACGGUGCGGUCUGCCGAGGCCGUCGGCACUGCUGCUGGUCAGACGGCGGCGCGAACCAUCAUCAUCAACCAGUUUCCACGGCGGAUGAACUCGGCCAUGAGCCUGGUGGAGGGCAUGAUUGGUGCUGGCCUGUGCCUGGGCCCUGCCAUCGGUGGCCCAAUGUAUGCCCUUGGUGGCUACGGAGCACCGUUCUACACACUCGGUACAUUGUUCUUCGCCACCGCCGCCACCAGCCUGCUCCUGAUGCCGACAAUGACGGACCACUCGACCGAGAGGACGGAGAAGGGCGAUGCAGAUCGCAACUACCGCGACAUGCUGAUUCUGGUGUUCUCCACAGCCGACAACUGGCUGAUAUCCGCGGCGCUGCUGGUAGCCGCAAUGAACUGGACGGCCAUGGACCCCAGCAUGGAGCCCUACAUGCACGCCGUCCUCGGCAUCCAGCCGGCCGAGCUGAGCCUCUUCUUCCUGGGCUCGUUCGCCGGCUACGCUCUCUCCAGUCCGCUGUGGGGCCGACUCUCGGACUACAUCGACAACACGUUCCUGCUGGUGGCCGGCAGCCUGGCGCCCACCGCUCUCGGCGUGCUGCUGAUCCCUCCGUCCCCCCUGCUCGGUCUCCGGCCGUCCCGUGUGCUACUCGGUGUGGGGAUGACGCUGCGCGAGGUGUUUCAAAGCGGUGCCUACCUGCCGUUGCUGCCGCUGAUGGUGCGUCGUUCGGCCGCCCGCGGUCUGCAGAGCGAUGUAAGCGGCCAGGCGCUGGUUUCGGCGGUGUUUGGAGCGGCCUACUCCCUGGGUAACGUGCUCGGUCCGGUGGGCGGCGGGCUGGUGACGGACCUCUGGGGGUACCCGACCCUGGCCACCUGGCUCGGAGGUGUCACUGUGCUCCUCUGCCUGGUUAUGGCAAUCCGUGGGGUGGUGUACCAUGUCGGUAAAUAA
Messenger RNA from Amphibalanus amphitrite, 1068 nucleotides. Its product is annotated as MFS-type transporter SLC18B1-like. The record is from RefSeq and is a predicted model, not a curated record. Bases 1 to 1068 code for a protein of 355 amino acids. NCBI's taxonomy places the organism in Eukaryota, Metazoa, Arthropoda, Thecostraca, Balanomorpha, Balanidae. Gene Ontology annotation, biological process: transmembrane transport. The transcript has a single exon. Gene Ontology annotation, molecular function: transmembrane transporter activity.